UCCGGACUUUGCUAACCUUGAAAGCGUUAAAUUGUUGAAGUGGUUAUUCAUUUACUAUUUCUUGCGCUAUGUUAAAACUACACUGCUUAUAGCAGGUACAUUAGGUGUGAAAUUAUAGUGAAUUUUCACUUUGUCUGAUAUACAUCACCAUGGAGGUUAUGGAAAUGAAUGGAGAACUAGAGACUCUUCGUGACGAGGCUCACAGACGUCCACAGCAGCAGGCCGGCCCCCUCAACAUGAACCACUACGCUAACAAGAAGAGCGCGGCAGAGAGCAUGCUGGAUGUAGCCUUGCUGAUGGCCAAUGCAUCACAGCUGAAGACUGUCAUGGAGGAGGGGUCUGAUUUUACCUUUUACUAUGCACUAAUCGGGCUUAUCAGCAUCUCCCUCGCCCUUCAGAUCCUGGUGGGCAUCCUCCUCAUCUUCAUUGUGAAGUGGGACCUUAAUGACGAGCAUAAGCACCACAAACUGAAUGUUCUGGAGAACCUCACCACAGCGCUGAUCUUCCUCAUUGUGGUGGUGAACAUCUUCAUCACCGCAUUCGGUGUCCAGAAGCCCACAGGACGGUCAGACGUGGGUUGAGCUGUCUGACCAUUUAGCAGAUGUGUGCUUCCAUGACUCCCUAAUUCAGCAAGGUCCUUCUUGUUCUGCCCUUUUCCAAGAACUAAUGGAGAACAGAAUCUGAUUUCAGCAGAGGAUGGAAUGACUCAUCAUAAACAACAAUGUCACACAUUUUAUAGACUGCCACACUGAUUGUUUUUCUUGCUUUUUCUACUCUUGGAAAAAAAUUGUCAGUGGUAUUUUUCAUUGUUUGCAAGAUCAGAUUUGCAUAUCAAGACAUCACAGUUACUUUGAUAGUUUCAAAUAUUUUAUAUAAUGUCUGUGAAGCAAUGUCUACUCAGGUUCUUCUACAGUAGGAAUCAUAAACAUUAGAUACCUAGUAGGCCCAGAAUCACAGUAACCCUGCAUAGGACAAGUGUAUAGAAAAUGGAUGGAUGGAUGGAUGGAUGGAUGGAUGGGGACACCAUGAAAUACUUGAAAACCAUUUGUUAUUACCUCUUGUUGAAGCUUUGUAUGAGAAUAAUUCCUUUUAAUGGAAACUAACUAAUGUAUGUUCAGUCGCUAAAUCACUAUGUAUAUCACUUUGCAUCAAUACAUCGAUAUAAUUUGCAUUUUGAAAUGCAUUACAUGAGAAUUACAUGCUAUUUACAUGAUUUAUUUGUAAAAUUGAGUCAAACUAUUUAGGCCUACAUGUUUACAAUAUUUAAAAGGUUUUGUGUUAUCUUUACCAUCCUAUUCAAAUGGCAUAUAAUGUACUCUAUCUUAUAAAGUUUAUACAAGAUUUGUGUCAUGCCAUUUAGACUCCAUAUUUAGAUAUAAACCCAGAAUGAAUAUAACAGGUCUACAUAUUAGUAUUAGCAUAAAAAGCAAACUAUGUAUGUAUAUGAAAGUCACAGACACUGAUAACUGCAUUUGGUGGCAUGGUAGCUCAGUGGGCAGUGAUCCAGGGUUCAAAUCCUCCCUUUGCCCCUGUAUGUAGAGUGUACAUUUACAUUUGUUUCUUCUGGUUACUCCUGGGUUUCCUCUCAUGAUGCAAUGACACAUAGUGUAUGGUUGUGCAUACAUUGUACAUGCCAUAUGAUGGACUGGCAUCCUAUCCAGAGUGUACCCCUGUGUUUUGCUGUGAUGUCUGGAAAAGGCCCCAGAAGGCCAUGUGACCUUUCUCAGGGUAAGUGAUUGGUCGAAGGAGGGACAAUAAAUAUUUGAACUUGCAGCAAUGAUAAUUACUAGGUACUUAGAAAGGAAAAAUGAACAUUGGUUGAAGCUUUACUUGCAUGUUCUUGCAGAGUGGACAUGAAAGAACUACCCACUUCCUCGUUGAAAGUAUUAUGUAAAGAUAUGAUGAAAUCUGUUAUUGGUCUGUUAACUGCUUGGCCAACUCAGGCAUUUACUGACCAAAGGGCUCCCUGUGAGCUGGCCCAGAACUACACAGCGAGAAGGGAGCUUAAUAUCAAAGUUUAAGUCCAUUAAAAUAUAUAAUCUGUCUACA
This is a messenger RNA of Paramormyrops kingsleyae, 2049 nucleotides long. RefSeq names its product ninjurin-1-like. Gene Ontology annotation, biological process: cell adhesion; tissue regeneration. Gene Ontology annotation, cellular component: membrane. Lineage: Eukaryota; Metazoa; Chordata; Actinopteri; Osteoglossiformes; Mormyridae. The record is from RefSeq and is a predicted model, not a curated record.